Messenger RNA from Felis catus (domestic cat), 869 nucleotides. RefSeq names its product mitochondrial ribosomal protein L21 (gene MRPL21). Gene Ontology annotation, cellular component: ribosome; mitochondrial large ribosomal subunit. The coding region runs from base 1 to 819 and encodes 272 amino acids. The transcript has 8 exons. NCBI's taxonomy places the organism in Eukaryota, Metazoa, Chordata, Mammalia, Carnivora, Felidae. Gene Ontology annotation, biological process: translation. Gene Ontology annotation, molecular function: RNA binding; structural constituent of ribosome. The record is from RefSeq and is a predicted model, not a curated record.
AUGACCGCCGCCCGGCCCGGGCCCGCGGCGGCAGAGGUCCCGCUGCGGCGCGCGGCGGAGUUCCCGGCCGGGCCCGGUGCGUCGACGCACAAGGUUCGCGCCGCUGCCGCUUCCGCUUCCGGCCGAGGCCGCGGGAAGAUGGCGGCGGCCGUAACCGCGCGGGCCGUGCGGGUCGGCCUCGGGCGGCUGGCGUCCGCCUGCAGCCGCAGCGUCCUGAGCGCGUCGGGGCCCGGAGCGGGCCCGGUGUUACCGGAGGGGGGCAAACUGAGGCUCGGUUCACAGAGCUUAGCUUCCCUGGGGUCGGCUUCCCGAAGGUUCGGUUCACAGAGCACUUCAGUUCCACAAGGGUACGUUCCUGAAACGUCGCUGAGUUCACCGCCUUGGCCAGAGGUUGUUCUGCCAGACCCAGCUGAGGAGACCAGACAGCACGCAGAGGUUGUGGGGAAGGUGAACGAGCUGAUCGCCACCGGCCAGUACGGCAGGCUCUUCGCCGUGGUGCACUUUGCCAGCCACCAGUGGAAGGUGACCUCCGAGGACCUGAUUUUAAUUGACAAUGAAUUAGACGUCGCGUGUGGGGAGAGGAUCCGGCUGGAGAAGGUGCUGUUGGUGGGAGCCGACAACUUCACGUUACUUGGCAAGCCGCUCCUCGGAAAGGAUCUCGUUCGGGUAGAAGCCACAGUCAUUGAAAAGACAGAAUCAUGGCCAAAAAUCAAUAUGAAAUUUCAGAGAAGGAAAAACUACAGGAAGAAGAAAGUUAUCGUGAACCCACAGACUGUCCUCCGGGUGAACACCAUUGAGAUCGCUCCGUGUUUGUGUUGAUCGCGAAGCUACUAUUUACAGAGUAUGAAAAUAAACUCCCGUUUUCCGGA